Molecule: messenger RNA, 766 nt
Organism: Chaetomium fimeti
Lineage: Eukaryota; Fungi; Ascomycota; Sordariomycetes; Sordariales; Chaetomiaceae
Exons: 4
Coding region: 305-697 (130 amino acids)
Source: RefSeq, a predicted model, not a curated record
UCCAAGUCGAGACCCUUGAGGUUGCGGACCUAAGGAGAGUUGUCACAAACAACUUGAACAACUUGAACAAGUGACGUCUCUCUGUUCAACACAGCAGUACCAUGUCAUGACUGGGUUCCCAAAGUACCGAGAGCACAGAUCGAGUUGUUGGCAUCAAGGAGAUAGUAUCAUCUCACCUUCACAGUGAUGGCAGCAAGCCUCUUCGUGGUGAACUUAAUGACGCCCAGCGUCUCGACGUGUGACAGGAAGGGGAAGAGGGAAAGCAGGCAUAUGUUGUGUCUCAACAUUGUGAACCAUAUAUGAGAUGGCUCUGUUCUUUACCACCCUAGUCCUUGCCGUCUCCGCCGCGGCUCGGGGUAUCACCGAAGCCCCAUCGGCGAUAACGCCAGUCGCAAAGGCGGAUUGUACCUUGACCAGCUCCAUACCAGCGUGCGGUAUUGGGUGUCUCGUUUCUGCUGGCAGCGCUGCCGGCUGCCCCGACGCACUGGACCUCGCCUGUCAGUGUAAGGCCGCCACAGAGAUUCGCUCUCUCGCCUCUAGCUGUGUUACAAGCGCGUGCGGUGAAGAGGUUGGCUCCACGGUCGAGUCCGUGGCCGAUGCCAUAUGCACCCUCGCUACCGGGGGACUGAGGCUAUGGUUAACAGAGGCUCCCACGGGCUCAGAGACAGUCUAUCGGCAAGUGAAGAGAGGAAGGUAAACCACAUCUGGAUUUAAACUGGGACCCCAAAGUCACUUUCUCAACAAUAAGCAAAAUGCAACGCUAAAA